This is a messenger RNA of Nicotiana attenuata, 1902 nucleotides long. RefSeq lists its product as uncharacterized. Gene Ontology annotation, molecular function: zinc ion binding. The transcript is spliced from 5 exons. Lineage: Eukaryota; Viridiplantae; Streptophyta; Magnoliopsida; Solanales; Solanaceae. The coding region runs from base 1 to 1902 and encodes 633 amino acids. The record is from RefSeq and is a predicted model, not a curated record.
AUGGAAAUACACAAUGAUAUGGGUUACAGAGUGUAUGUAGAACUGAAAAAAGAGAACAGAGAAUUUGGGAUGUAUCCUUUGUGCAUAACAACUAUCGAAAAAGAGCUUAUAUACGGAGGUAGUUUAAAUCAAGGCGACAUUAUGCAAAUAGACGAAGCAUUUCAAAGGAACGGUUCCGAUACAGAUGAUACACUGGCUAUAGAAUUUGUCAAUUUAGGAGAAGCGAUUGGAGUGUUCGAACUCCACAAGGAUUUGAUAAUUUCAAAAACUAUUCAAAAGGAGGUUAUGGAUGGACAAGUUUAUAAGGAUAAGGCUACAUUGAAAGAGGUAAUGGAGAAUUAUGCUAUAGCUCAAAGGUUUCAAUUCCGGGUUGAUCGGUCUAAUGCUGUCAGCUAUGCAUUAUUAUGUAUUUCAGAAGAUUGUGAAUGGAGGUUUAAGGCUUCAAGCAUUAACAAAUCAGAACUAUUCAAGGUGAGAGAAUUCAAUGAUAACCAUACAUGUCCGCUGAAGGACAAGGUGUACGAGCAGCGGCAGGCUAGUAGCAGCCUUAUAGGUGGAAUUAUAAGGCCAAAGCUUACAAACCAUAAGAGGAAAUACACUACGAGGGAUAUUAUUGAUGAUGUGAAAUCAGAUUUAGGUGUAGAUGUUAGCUACAUGUUGGCGUGGAGGGCUAAAGAAAAGGCAAUGAAUUUUCUGAGAGGUGAACCGAUUGAUUCGUACAAAAAAUUACCAGGAUACUUAUAUACAAUGGAUAUGACAUAUCCAGGUUCCCACAUCAGAAUGACCAAUUGUGUUGUGGAUGGAAGUCACCUAAAAUCUUACUACACCGGGACAUUCGUUUCGGCAAGCACGUUGGAUGGUGCAGGUCAUAUAUUGCCACUAGCAUAUGGUGUUAUUGAUUCAGAGAACGAUGCUGCUUGGACGUGGUUCUUUGAGCAAUUCAAGAUAGCAUACGGUGUAAGGGAAAACAUGAGCAUCGUUUCACAUAGAAAUGAGAGUACCAUUAAAUCUGUAUCGAGAGUGUAUCCAGAUGUACCGCAUUUUGCUUGUAUAUGGCAUCUAUGGAACAACGUAUAUAAGAAAUUCAAAAAGAGCCAUGCCAAGUUGAGCGAGAUAUACUUCUCGAUGGCAAAAGCAUACACACAAGCUAAAUUUGACAGUCUGAUGGAGAAGGUGGAGAAGGUAGAUAGUAGGGUGAAAGAAUACUUAGAGUUAGCUGGUUACGAAAAGUGGGCUAGGUUGUAUGCACCUGUUAACAGGGGAUGGACAAUGACGUCAAAUAUUGCUGAGUCAAUCAAUGGCGCACUAGUUUCAGCAAGGGAAUUGCCAAUAUACGACUUCCUCGAAAGGAAGAUGUUUGGACGUUGGAAUUGUAGUAACAGCAAAGAAGCUACACAGACAUACAAGACGCUUGGGAAAAAAUACCAGGAGAUGCUGGAGUUGAAUGAGACAAUGUGUACACUGGUACCAUCAACUGAAUACUUACAUACGGUUAACGAUGGUGGGAGGAAUUACACAGUUUGCCUGUUAGAGAGAAAAUGUGUUUGUGGGAGGUUCCAAAUUGAUGAAUUGCCAUGCCCACAUGCUUGGGAUGUAUGGAAGAGCAAGUUUCUAAUGCCAGAAGAAUAUUGCUCUAACUAUUACAAACCAAGUACAAUUGUAAUGACAUACGAUGUGCCAGUGUACCCGCUACCGGACAAAAAUGACUGGAAUAUACCAGAACAUGUUGCACAGGAGGUUGUACUACCACCCAAAUGGAAAAGACCUCCUGGAAGGCCAAAGAAGAAGCGCGAUAAAACUUUAAGUGAAUUGCUGCAUCCGAAAAAUCAACAUUCAUGUAGCAUAUGUGGGCAGGGAGGACAUAACAAGCGAACGUGUAGAAAUGCUCCACGUAAUAAAUAG